AUGCCGGAACCUCUGCUCCGAGAUGAUGGCAUUGAAUUUGAGCAUGGACCACAGGGUCCCCAGACCUACCAAGAUUUGUUCACGUGGCCGGCUUUUUUUGUGGAUGCUAUCUUGCAAAAGGACAAUGAGGACCCUGACCUUGGCAUUGGCGUGAACAUGGUGAAUAAAUUUCAUAGUGGGCUUCAUGUUGUGACGGAUUACAGUGGGGUUGGUAGUCCGGAGGUUGCUUGCCACUUCAUCCACAAAGCUUUGCAAAAUAGAGCCGGCAGCGGCUAUCACAUCCCACCCCCGUGCUUUGUUAGAGCCAGUGAUAGCGAUCCGGAUUGCAGAGCCGUUUUGCUUUCGCAUGAAGGUGAGAGUGCGCCUGGGUGUGUCAUGGGUGACUUGUUGGAACGUUGCCCACCUCUCUUGCUGCAAGAGUGGAAAGCGUCGUGGCUCCACUAUCGCAAGGAAGCCCAGCUUGACUUGGCACCUGAUGAGCGCGUUGGCUCAUCUCAGCUAUUGAAAAGCUUGGUGAAAGAAAAGGGUCAUGAAUUCCUUUUUGAAGCACUGCGCGCCAUGCAACAGCCAGACCACGCCCACCUGGUUUCACCUGUGUGGUGCCACAAGCGCCAGAAAGCUUGUUGUGUGAAAGGGUCUGGUGACAAGCCUCGUGGCACUAUUGAACUUGCCGUUGGGGGGGUGACCUGCGUCGACUGGUCCAACAUGGGUAUUCGCCAAGGUUGGCUUGGAGCAUCAAGUAUUGCUUUCCUUGAAUGGAUCAGAGAAAGGAGGAUCUUCAGAGAAGAUCUUCUACUUGUGGAAUGCGUGGAGCCCUUCGACCACGAGGUUCUGGAUCAUCUUUUGCCCGGAUAUGGUUUCUUCAUGGUAACAUUGGGGCCAGAUGAUUUUGGGGUGCCGGCUACACGGAAGAGGAAGUAUAUGGCUCUUGUCAAUCUUGAGACAUGCGCUUGGCACCCUGAUCUUAGGAAUCCAGUAGAAGCUUUUCGAGAGAUGUUUUGCUGCCCUGUUGUGGUUGAUGCCAGCCAAUUCUGCAAUGCUCCUGAGUGCAUGGUUGAUGACCACAUGAAGGCUUGGGCAACAAAACAGGGCUUCCCUGAAACCACUCCGAAUGGAAAGCCCUGGAAAGCGAAGCAACUUAUGCGGGGUGCUGAGCGGCAAAGUAUCAGAGAGUGGGAAGACAAAGUCAGAAAGAUUUGUGGACUACAGCCAGGAAAGCUCACUACGUCUUUCAUGAAUGUGACUCAAUCUGUGGCACGGUCUCCUCAUGCUCCAUUUUGCCCUGCUUUGAUGACCCGUUCACGGAUUUGGUCCAUGAAGGCACAGCGUCACAUGCUGGUGGCAGAGAUGUUCCAAGUGCAAGGGUUCAACAUUUUUGAACUGGGGGUUGGCUACGUGUGCCCUUUCAAAGACAUGGUGCUGGGGGACGCUAUUCCGGAAACUUGUUUGAGAAGGAUGUGCGGCAAUGGCAUGUCAAUGCAUUGCAUAGGUGCAUGCAUUUGCUUCCUCCUGGCCUGUGUUGACUUCAUCCCCCUGAACCAGCUUGCCGGGCAAUUGGAAGUCAAAGAAGAGCCCAAGGAUUCUGAUGAAGAUGCUGAGCGAGUGCGGUUGCCCAAACGCCGCAGGCCCGCUAGCUCAAGUUUCAACUAG
Molecule: messenger RNA, 1650 nt
Organism: Durusdinium trenchii
Lineage: Eukaryota; Dinophyceae; Suessiales; Symbiodiniaceae
Source: the annotation of a GenBank genome assembly